Messenger RNA from Hippocampus comes (tiger tail seahorse), 804 nucleotides. RefSeq names its product inhibin subunit alpha (gene inha). The record is from RefSeq and is a predicted model, not a curated record. Lineage: Eukaryota; Metazoa; Chordata; Actinopteri; Syngnathiformes; Syngnathidae. Gene Ontology annotation, molecular function: growth factor activity.
UCUUUGGGCAGUUACAAGAACAAUUGCUAUUAUUGGGUUAGGGUUAUUACUUUUAAUAUGAGCAAUGUUAAAGGGUUAAAUGUACUGGAACUUAAAUAUACACUGUGUAAACAAAUACUUUGUUUAACUCUGGAAAACGCAUCCUGUGGCAGAUCCGACUCCCCUAAACAGAAACACCUCACUUAUUACUUCCAGCCAUCUGCCAACUACCAGCGACUGAUGUCGGCUCACUUCUGUUUCUAUGCCAGGGGCGCCACAGCCAACUCCUCAGCUGCUAUCACAAUCCUCACGUUAAGACGGGCAGAUUCUUCAGGUGGCAGGAGGAGCAGCCCAGAUGGAUGGACAACUUACAUCCUGGAUCAGAACAUGCUUGAAAACCCCUUCCUGUUCCAAGUGCACUGUUGAAACUGUCAGUGUCACAAAGAGGAGGCAGGUCAGAUUCCUUUUCACCUGCACAUUAACCCAAGGCCGGCCCACUCACCGAGGCGUGCCGAAGACCACAUGCCUUGGUCCCCUUUGGCCAUCGACCUGCUUCAACGGCCCUCUCAGGAGAGUCCACAGCACAAAGAUUGUGGCCGAGCUGAAAUCCAAAUCAGCUUCCAAGAGCUGGGCUGAGUGCUGACCUUCUACUACUGUCACGAGAACUGCUUGGCUUCUAAUCAAACAAGCACCAUUCUUGGGAUCACGCAGUGGUGCCCCGGAUCCAUGAUGUCACUGGGCAUCACCACCACAUCUGAUGGUGGUUACUCCUUUCAGCAUGAGAUUUUGCCCAACAUCAUUCCGGAAAAAUGUACAUGUAUCUAA